Messenger RNA from Cotesia glomerata, 1661 nucleotides. It is a transcript of the gene Got2, whose product is annotated as aspartate aminotransferase, mitochondrial. The coding region runs from base 200 to 1504 and encodes 434 amino acids. NCBI's taxonomy places the organism in Eukaryota, Metazoa, Arthropoda, Insecta, Hymenoptera, Braconidae. The transcript is spliced from 8 exons. Gene Ontology annotation, cellular component: mitochondrion. Gene Ontology annotation, biological process: L-aspartate catabolic process; biosynthetic process. The record is from RefSeq and is a predicted model, not a curated record. Gene Ontology annotation, molecular function: pyridoxal phosphate binding; L-aspartate:2-oxoglutarate transaminase activity.
UUUGGACAUAUCAACAAGAAGCGACACCAGCGCAAAGCAUGAAGGCACAGCUAUAAGCUGUAUCAGCGCAUCAUCAGUAAACCAGUAGUUCUCAUACGUUUUUAUUAUCGUGUUUGGUCACGUCGUCCCUCUACUCGUUCACUUACCACAGAUACUUACUCGUUAAAAAGAGUACAUUUACAAUUAUUUGAAAGUUAUUAUGGCACAGAGCACAAGAUUAAUGUCAUUAUCGUCGUUACCCGGUGGAUUAUUGAGAAAUCGUACCAAUGGAGUUAUUUCAACUUCUUCUAGACUUGCCAGCUCGUGGUGGUCACAUGUGGAAAUGGGCCCGCCUGACGUAAUCCUGGGGGUAACCGAGGCCUUCAAGAGGGACACUCACCCGCAGAAAAUAAAUCUAGGUGUUGGAGCUUACAGAGAUGAUAAUGGAAAACCUUUUUUGCUGCCCAGUGUUUUAAAAGCGGAAGAAAGAAUUAGGGCGAAAAAAUUGGAUAAAGAAUACUUGCCUAUUUCUGGUGAACCUAAUUUCUGUACUAACAGCAUUACCUUGGCACUUGGAGAUGGUAAUGAUGUGGUAGCUAAUAAAUUGAACACAACUGUCCAAGGAAUCUCCGGUACAGGAUCAUUGUGUAUUGGUGCAUUUUAUUUAAGUAAAUUUUUUCCUGGUAACAAAGAAGUUUACAUGCCAACACCAACGUGGGGAAACCACAUUCCUCUAUUUAAACUAGCCGGAUUAACUCCAAAGUCUUAUCGUUAUUAUGACCCGAAGACUUGCGGAUUAGACUUCCAAGGAGCUCUAGAAGACAUUUCUAAAAUGCCAGAGAAGUCAAUAAUCCUUUUACAUGCCUGUGCCCACAAUCCUACGGGUGUUGAUCCCAAACCUGAGCAAUGGAAAGAAUUGUCAGCAUUGAUUAAGAAAAAAAAUCUAUUCCCAUUCUUUGAUAUGGCGUACCAAGGUUUUGCAUCAGGUGACUGUGCAAGAGACGCAAUGGCCGUAAGGAUGUUCGUCAAGGAAGGCCACCAGAUAGCUCUAGCUCAGUCGUAUGCUAAAAAUAUGGGACUCUACGGUGAACGUGUUGGAGCGUUUUCAUUGGUGACGUCAAGUGCUGAUGAAGCUGCACGCACGAUGUCUCAGAUAAAAAUACUAAUCCGGCCAAUGUUUUCUAACCCGCCUAUCAGCGGCGCUCGCAUUGUUAAUGAAAUUCUGAGCGACCCGGCGUUGAAACAAGAAUGGCUUGGAGAUGUUAAAUCUAUGGCUGAUCGUAUUAUUGGAGUGCGUAAUAAAUUGAAAGAAUACUUGAAGAAAAACGGCAGCUCUCGCGACUGGUCACAUAUCACCGAUCAAAUUGGAAUGUUCUGUUUCACUGGACUUAAACCCAAUGAGGUGGAAAAAUUAACUUCCGAGCAUCAUAUUUACUUGACUAAAGAUGGUAGAAUAUCGAUGGCUGGAGUCACCUCCAAAAAUGUUGAGUAUUUAGCUCACGCCAUGCACCAAGUUACUAAAUAGAUUUUAAUUACCAGAGACCAAUCACAUUAAAGUUCAAAAUAGAAUUAAGUAUGAAUUUUAGUCUCAGAUUCAAUGAUGCAGAUGCUAAGAUUUAUUUAAUAAUAUCAAACUUUUAAAUUAUUAAAUAGUAAACAAAUAACGGUGUUAUAUAAACUUA